CAGGACAGAGCUUAUGGUUCAGUGUGUACAGGAGAAAACACCCCCGUUGGAUUCAAACCCUUUACAUAGGGUGCUCAGACUGCCUAAAGGGGGACAGUAGAUACAAUGCUCAUGGUGUUGUGGAGGUAGGUAAGAAACACGGACAGCCCCACGGUAAAUAUUCUGGACCUACGGGCACAAGUGGCAAAGGAGAAAGUAUAGAAGAAGCUGAAAGGUCCCACACACAGAUCGCAAAACCAGAAAAAGAAGAGAAGAUGGACAACCUUGGCAAGGAGGGAGGAGGACCAGACAACAUCACGGAGGAGAAAACACAAGUAGAUGAAGACAUCAGCGAGAGUGACAAGAGCCUCAAGGACCAGCGCAACAAAGCAGAGAAAGGUGACAAAGAGAAAGGUGAGAAGAAGAGAGAACGCAGAAGAUCCGGUUCGUUGUGGAGAGGUGUUUGGGGGCUCUCCGAACGUUUGGCCAUCAACGUGUCAGGUAUGCGCUAUGAGACGCAAAUUCGCACCCUGGCCCAGUUCCCCGACUCUCUGCUUGGAGACCCACAGCGUCGCCUGCGCUACUUCGACCCUCUACGCAAUGAGAUCUUCCUGGACCGUAACAGAUUCUGCUUCGACGCCAUCCUCUACUUCUAUCAGUCCGGAGGCCGGUUACGGCGGCCGGCAAAUGUUCCUCUGGACAUCUUCAUGGAUGAACUGCGUUUUUAUGAGCUGGGAGAGGACUUCAUGGUUCGGUUUAGGGAGGACGAGGGAUUCCCUAAAGAGAUUCCUCGGCCCCUGCCAGAGAAUGAGAUCCAGCGCAAGCUGUGGAUGCUCUUUGAACACCCUGAAUCUUCCGGAGGUGCCCGUAUUAUUGCCAUUAUUAGCGUGAUGGUGAUUGUGGUUUCCAUCCUCAUCUUCUGUUUGGAGACGCUGCCUGACUUCAGAAUUGAGAAAGAGCUGAGAGAGCAAUAUGUGCACCAGCCUCACCUCAACACUGAAAACAUUACCCUAUCCGCCACCUCCCCUUUCCACGAUCCCUUCUUCCUGGUUGAGACCAUGUGCAUCUGCUGGUUCUCUUUUGAACUGGUGAUGCGUUUCGCUUGCUCUCCCAGUAAGAUGGUCUUCUUCAAGGAUGUGAUGAACAUCAUUGACUUCUUUGCUAUCAUUCCCUACUUUGUCACGCUCGGCACCGAGCUGGCCAAGUCCAAGGGAGCCACGCCAAGCAUGUCCCUGGCCAUCAUCAGGGUCAUCCGUCUGGUGAGAGUGUUCAGGAUCUUCAAGCUAUCUCGCCACUCCAAAGGUCUUCAAAUCCUGGGCCAGACUCUGAAAGCCAGCUUAAGAGAACUGGCCCUGCUCAUCUUCUUUCUUUUCAUUGGAGUUAUUAUAUUCUCCAGUGCCGUUUACUUUGCAGAGGUGGACCACUCGGAAACAGCGUUUACCAGCAUCCCGGAAGCCUUCUGGUGGGCUGUGGUCACCAUGACGACAGUGGGGUAUGGCGAUAUGUACCCAGUGACGGUGGGCGGAAAGUUGGUGGGUUCGAUGUGUGCUAUCGCCGGUGUGCUCACAAUCUCGCUUCCGGUUCCAGUAAUCGUUUCUAACUUCAGCUACUUCUACCACCGUGAAACGGAGUGCGAGUCCAACCAGGAGCACACCCAUGUUAGCACCUCCCUCUGGGAUGAAGAAGGAGAGGAUGAAGAAGGAGAAGAAGGUGAGGAAGGCCCAGAGGAACAGGGAGACUAUGUUCCUCUUGAGGGCGGUAUGGCCUAUAGGGGGAUCUGCGCUCCUCUUAAUGGAACUCUCCUGGCGGGGCUUUGUUCCGGGCAGGCUGGGGAGCAAAGUGGAGGGACCAUUUGCCUACGGGAGCCACUGGUCACCCAAGUCUGAGACAUCG
Messenger RNA from Triplophysa rosa, 1872 nucleotides. RefSeq names its product potassium voltage-gated channel, shaker-related subfamily, member 7 (gene kcna7). The transcript has 3 exons. NCBI's taxonomy places the organism in Eukaryota, Metazoa, Chordata, Actinopteri, Cypriniformes, Nemacheilidae. Bases 255 to 1865 code for a protein of 536 amino acids. Gene Ontology annotation, cellular component: membrane; voltage-gated potassium channel complex. Gene Ontology annotation, biological process: protein homooligomerization; potassium ion transmembrane transport. Gene Ontology annotation, molecular function: protein binding; delayed rectifier potassium channel activity. The record is from RefSeq and is a predicted model, not a curated record.